Messenger RNA from Rhododendron vialii, 1621 nucleotides. RefSeq names its product ankyrin repeat-containing protein ITN1-like. The record is from RefSeq and is a predicted model, not a curated record. Bases 62 to 1558 code for a protein of 498 amino acids. Lineage: Eukaryota; Viridiplantae; Streptophyta; Magnoliopsida; Ericales; Ericaceae. Gene Ontology annotation, cellular component: plasma membrane. Gene Ontology annotation, molecular function: protein phosphatase regulator activity; protein phosphatase 1 binding. The transcript is spliced from 2 exons.
ACUCGCUGUGAAACACAAGUGUUCAGUUGACUUAGAGAGAGGGGGAACAGAGAGAGAAACAAUGGAGGAGAGGCUCCCUGAAUCAGAAAUCAAUGGAAAUGAAAAUGGAAAUUCCUUGCGCCAAGACAAUGACUUAGAGAGGGGGGGAACAGAGAGAGAAACAAUGGAGGAGAGGCUCCAUGAAUCAAAAAUCAGUGGAAAUGGAAAUUCCUUGCGCCAAGACAAUGAAUUCAAUCCUGAUUGUGCUGCGGUGAAAUGUUUCAACUGGAACCAUCUACAUGUGGCUGCAUCACGUGGGCAAGCUGAUAUUUUCAAAACACUGUUGGCUAGCAAUCCGGAGCUUGCCGAAGCUCUAGAUUCGCAUCAACGAUCGCUCCUUCACUUGGCAUCGGCAAAUGGACACAUUGAGAUUGUGAAAGCAUUGACAAAGGUGAGACCAGAAAUGUGCCUAGCUCGUGAUCGAGACGGUGCAAACCCUCUCCAUGUUGCAGCUAUGAGAGGACAGGUCGAGGUCUUCGAUGAGUUAUAUAAAGCUAACCCACAUGCAGUUCGAGCCAGGGUGGAAAGAGGAGACAAAGACACAAUCUUACAUUUGUGUGUCAAAUAUAAUCAGCUAGCGUUUCUGAAGCUACUGCUAGAGAAGUUUAAAAGUGAGGAGUUUGUCAAUGCCAAAGAUGAUGCUGGAAACACCAUACUACACAUUGCUGUUGCGGAUGAAAGAUUCGAGAUUAUCGAGUAUGUUCUCUGCCACACGAAAAUAGAUGUGAAUGCAAAAAAUGCAAGGAAACAUACGGCGAUGGACAUUCUACUUCCUGCACAAGGACAAGGAACAAAACCAGAAGGAGCAGUCUGGAUUAAAGACAUACUUCGAAACAGCUUCCAUGCUAAAAGAGGAAAAACAAAGCCAGAAGGAGAAAACAGUAACAAUAUAGAAGACUUACUUCAAAAUUUUCGUGCUAAAAGAGCCAAGGACGCUAUCGAUCCUAAGUGGUUAGCCAAGAAAAGAAAUGCGUUGAUAAUUGUUGCGGUACUGUUAGCGACCAUGGCUUUUCAAGCUGGGGUGACCCCUCCAGGUGGUGUUUGGCAAGACAAUAAUGGACACACAGGUGGAGAAGCUGUGAUGGCUUAUAACUAUCCACAUUUGUACAAAUACUUCCUCCGUUCUAACACAGUCGGCUUUGUUGCAUCUCUGAGCACAAUCUUGUUGCUCAUCAGCGAAUUGCCCUUCAACAGAAGGCGUUAUGUGUGGGUGUUGGUCGCAGUUAUGUGCUUAGCAAUCACCUCCAUGGCAUUUACGUAUUCAUUCUCUAUCACCGUGGUCACACCGAAAUGGGAAAGGAAAGCCCUCACUCGCACUAUUGAAGUUGCAGUUGUUGUCUGGUGCAGCGUGACAGCAAUUGUUCUCCUCGUGCACGCAAUACGCACGAUAGCAAGCAUUGUUGGCGAGAAAAAGAGCAGAGAUAAGGCUGUGAGGAGGCUUAAAAGAUUGGGUAUAUCACUCGGAGGAGACCCAAAACCUUGUCUGAAUCAAGUUCCAGUAAACGAGGUUAACGAUUGAUAGGUCUGUGUUUCUUGUACGGAUUUCAUCAGCGAUUCAAUAACAAUUGUAGUGUUUGAUUUA